Molecule: messenger RNA, 1264 nt
Organism: Impatiens glandulifera
Lineage: Eukaryota; Viridiplantae; Streptophyta; Magnoliopsida; Ericales; Balsaminaceae
Product: tetraspanin-2
Exons: 3
Coding region: 119-919 (266 amino acids)
Biological process (GO): auxin-activated signaling pathway
Cellular component (GO): plasmodesma; plasma membrane
Source: RefSeq, a predicted model, not a curated record
AAUUCCUUUGAAGAAAGGUGUCAUUACCAAGUCGUCUCUCUGCAAAGACUGCCUUCAGUGUACUGUCUCUUCUCUUCCAUUCUCUUCUCUUUCUCUGAUCAAACUAAAUCCAACAAAAAUGGCAGUAAGCAACAACGUAACAUCUGUGCUCAACCUCAUAGCUUUACUCUGUUCCAUUCCCAUCAUCGCCUCCGGCAUCUGGCUCGCCUCCAAACCCGACAACGAAUGCAUCCAUUGGCUCAGAUGGCCUAUCGUAUUCCUCGGCGCCGCCGUCCUUCUAGUUUCCCUAGCCGGUUUCAUCGGCGCCUACAAAAACAAACAGGGUCUUCUCGCUGUCUACCUAGUCUUCAUGGCCCUCUUAAUCGUCAUCCUCCUCGUUCUCCUAGUCCUCGCUUUCGUCGUCACACGCAAUUCCGGAGCCUACAGUGUUACCGGCCGGGGAUUCGUUGAGUAUAGACUGGCCGGUUACUCGGAGUGGCUCAGAGACCAUGUUACCGACUCAGGAAGUUGGGCAAGGAUUAGGGUUUGUCUUGCAGAAUCUGAAUCUUGCCCUAAGCUUAACCAGGAGUAUAUUACCGCCGAUCAGUUGUUUGCUGCCGGCGGUAAUCUCUCCCCUAUCCAGUCUGGAUGCUGUAAACCGCCGACAAUUUGUGGUUACCAAUACAUAAACCCAACAACAUGGAUCAGCCCAAGUAACAUGUUGGGAGACCAAGAUUGCAUACUAUGGAACAAUGACCAAACUCAACUAUGCUACAAUUGUGACUCUUGCAAGGCCGGUCUGUUGGGAAACCUAAGACACGAAUGGAGAAAAGUUAACGUAAUCUUGAUCAUUGCCGUCAUUGUUCUCAUAUUUGUCUAUCUCAUUGCCUGCAGUGCGUUCAGGAAUGCCCAGACCGAGGAUAUCUUUCGCCGAAAGUAACAAGAUCUUCUUUUCCACGAGAAUUCGCUUGAUCCUAACAAUGGCGGCUGGCUCAGGCUUCUUACAUAAGAAGCAGAGCCAGUUGUGUGAGGAAGGGAGACAAAUAAUCAAACUUCUAGUAUUAUUGUACUAGUAAAAGCUAAUUAUACAACUUCUAUACUAAUUCAUAAAUUGGCAAUGAACCGUGUAUUAAUGGUAACCAAUAUUGUCUAGACAAGAUCACUUGGAGUGACUAAAUGAGAAUAAUGCAAACCAAUUACAGUCAAUAAUCUCAUGAACAAUACAUUAUUAUCAUGUUUUUCAUAACAUAGCAAAAAAUGUUUCUAGUUAGUAAUUCUUUUACUU